Messenger RNA from Protopterus annectens (West African lungfish), 1321 nucleotides. RefSeq names its product JNK1/MAPK8 associated membrane protein (gene JKAMP). Gene Ontology annotation, biological process: response to unfolded protein. Gene Ontology annotation, molecular function: ubiquitin protein ligase binding. The transcript is spliced from 6 exons. Gene Ontology annotation, cellular component: membrane. NCBI's taxonomy places the organism in Eukaryota, Metazoa, Chordata, Ceratodontiformes, Protopteridae. The annotation marks the transcript as partial. The record is from RefSeq and is a predicted model, not a curated record.
GCUGCAGUUCCACUUUGUCCGGGUCUUUACUGUGGUAUUAUAAAGACAGGCAAUAACACAGAAAAAUGUGGGGUUUGCCCAAGAGGUGAAAGAGCAGAUGCUGAAAAGAUUUGUCGGAAGUGUGAAAACUAUCCAGAUCUUUAUAGUUGGCUUUAUCUUGGCUUUAUGGCCAUGCUUCCACUGCUUUUGCACUGGUUUUUUAUUGAAAGAUAUUCUGGCAAGAAAAGCUCCAGUGCUGUACUUCAGUUGAUUACUGCUUUGUUGGAAUGCAUUGUCGCUGCUGUUGUCACUUUGCUAGUGAGUGAUCCAGUGGGUACACUGUCCAUCCACUCUUGCAAGGUGGACAUGCUGUCUGACUGGUAUACAAUGCUUUACAAUCCCAGCCCAGAUUACAUCACAACUCUGCACUGUACGCAUGAAGCUGUAUAUCCUUUGUAUACAAUAGUGUUUGUAUACUAUGCAUUCUGCCUGGCAUUUAUGAUGCUUCUUCGACCAUUACUGGUUAAGAAGAUUGCUUGUGGCCUGGGAAAGUCAGAUCGAUUUAAAAGCAUCUAUGCCGCACUCUACUUUUUUCCUAUUCUAACUGUACUCCAGGCAGUUGGAGGAGGACUGCUUUAUUAUUCAUUCCCAUAUAUUAUACUGGUUUUGUCCUUGAUCACUUUGGCUGUUUUCAUGUCCACUUCAGAAAUCCAGUCAUUCAAGGAUCUACUAGUCAAGAAGAAAAGACUUGCUGUUCUUAUCAUUCACUGGCUGCUUCACGCUUAUGGGAUUAUCUCUAUCACUGGACUGAAGAACAUUGAACGGGACUUGUCACUUCUGCUUUUAGUACUUGUACCAGCUCUCUUUUACCUUUUUUCUGCCAAGUAUACAGAACCUUCAAGGAUACUUGCUGAAGGAGCAAGUGGUCAUUAGAACCUUGCUAUAACCACUUAUACAGCUUGUGUUUGAACUAUGGGCUGUUCACAAACAUGAGGACAUGACAUAAACAUUUUUGUUUGCCUUUGGAAACAGUGUUAAGGUCCACUUUCAUAUGUUAUUUAUUUUAACUAGGGCCCCAAGUUGACCAACCUGCUUUGUAAAAAUGCAUCAGAUAUGCUGCUUUUGUGUCCUAUUGUGUCAUGGCAUGGUUUUCAUAGUUACAUGCUGAAGUGAGUAAGUAGUUUAUUUGCAAUUUUGUAUGACUUAAUGAAAUGAAUGCAAUGCAAAUCUUGCAGUGAGACUGAUAACAUGUCAUUUAUUGGUGUGCUUGUCGCAGUUUUAGUGGUGAUGUUACUUUAGAAAAAUAAAUGUUGCAGAGCUGCUAGAUGCAACAAACAUCUGA